ACGAUUUCAUUGCCGUCGUUCCGUGUGAGGCAAAGGGGAUCCGUCACUCCGAACCACGUGCUGUGGUAAUUGAGAUCGGGCUGAUAAAUAAUAGAGGAGAGUAUGUGCUGCACCUCCUGUGCCGUCGUGAUGGCACCAAUCGCUCGGCUCUGUAAGGAAUCAUUGGCACACAAGAACGUUGUGUCCACCAGGCUCUGUUCCACCUCUCGGUCUAGCUGCAACGUGCCAUGGUCACACGAGAUCUGCAGCAACAAAAUAUCACAAAACGAAUGGUGAUGUAGAGCGAUAGUACAGUGCUAAAUCAGCCGUCGUACCAAGAGCUGGUAGAAGGUCUGACUCCACGUCGCUGCUCGAUCAGUUCUGAGCGGAACUCCUGGGGACAUCUCCAGCUGGACAGGCGUCAACUUGUGGAUCUCGUCCUCCUGAAUCUCAUCCAGCGACUCCUCCUACGACAGCAAAACAGUACGAUAAGUCUCACAUUUGUCCGUCCUCCGUUAUAAGUCCAAGUGCUCACCGUCGUAAAUCGUAGCUGGGCAGCGCCAUUGCCACUCGACGACAACCAAGUCCAGACUGCUAGCAACAAGGCGAUCUUCAUCGCCCUAACAAAUGGGUUCACCAAGGAUCUGGUCUCAAGUGGCACGACAUACACUCUCGAUGUGUAUUUUUAGCAGUCGCUAUAUUGCAGUUAUGAACCUUUGAAGUCAGGUGAAGAUGUUAGGAGGCAGUAGAAAGAGGAGGCUGGCACAUGUCUUCGUCUUGCUCGCAGUGCUGCAGUUAAACUCGGUGGCGGCAAAUGGCGAAGGGGUCGGGGACGGCGAUGCGGAACUCAGCAGCGAGGACAUUGUGUUGCAGGUGAGCGCUCUGGUGCUUCUGCUGGCGCUCUCAGCCAUGUUUGCCGGACUGGGGCUUGGCCUCAUGUCACUAGACCUCAUCGGUCUGGAGAUCGUCGUGGCUGCGGGCGAGGAUGAACACGCCACAGAGACGGAACGAGUGAAUAGCGAGGCUGCCAAAAAGGUCAUUCCGCUGCGCCGCAAGGGCAAUUUGCUACUCACGACUCUACUGCUGGGAAACGUUUCCGUGAACGUACUUACGUCCAUCAUUACCGCCGACCUCACCAGCGGGCUGUUGGGAUUUAUUGCAUCGACGAUCCUCAUCUUGAUCUUCGGGGAGAUUGUCCCGCAGGCCCUUUGCUCUAGAUACGCUCUAGUGAUCGGUGGCAAGGUGGUCCCGUUCGUACGCGUCUUGAUCGCUCUCUUCUACAUUUUUGCAAAGCCUAUAAGUUUGGCACUAGAUGCUACUUUGGGAGAAGAUAUUGGCACAGUUUUUACGAGGAGACAGCUGGCAGAGAUCAUCGAUAUCCACGAGAAGCAGCAGAUGAUCGACAAGGAGGAAAGCAGCAUCAUUCGGGGUGCAAUGACUUUCGGAACCAAGACUGUGCGAAGUGUCAUGACCCCCGUUGAUCAAGUCUUCAUGGCCCCGAUGUCUGCCGUCCUGGAUCGGGUGCUCAUUCACAAUAUUCUCGCGAGCGGCUUCUCGCGUAUACUCGUUCACGGCACUUCCGUGAACGACAUCGUUGGGACCAUCCACGUCAAAGACCUCAUCUUCGUGGAUCCAAAGGUGCGUGAUUGCCUAGACCUCUGGUGCUGAUCAAGUACUCAUGCAGGGGUUGUGUUCGCAGGAAAACACUCCCUUGUCAAGCUUCUUCAAGAUUUUCGGUCGAACGACGCGUUCUGUACACCCUGACUGCAGACUGAGCGCACUUCUUCGGGCCUUUAAAUCUGAAAGCGCGCAUCUAGUUUUGGUGAAGCAACCGCAGACAACCUAUGCGGUAAGAGUAUCUUACAAGGUUGUCAAAGUGGUAGACUCCUAACUCACCAAUCUCCACGGUGUUUGUACCACAUACCAGAGCGGAGAUAUGCACACGCUACUUGGUAUCGUGACGUUAGAGGACGUACUCGAGGAGAUUUUGCAGGCUGAGAUCCUGGACGAAGGUGAUCUCGCUGUCCACCGCAGCCACCACCACUCGGAGCGUAAGCAGUUCCUGUUGCGUCAGUUCGACGAGGGCGGACGACUGGGCCUCGACGCCUUGUGCCAGGCUGACGACCCGUCCGAAGAUGAACUUGCUGCUGGACUUAUCCAGGAGCCACAGCACGUUGAGUUAUCUGAGAGUUCAUCUUAACCCUUAAUUGAAUACUUCAGACAAUCACUUCAACUUGAUUUUGUAGGUAGAUCUACAACAUAUGGUAUCUGUAUGUAGGAUUUUCUAUGGUUGCCAGCA
Molecule: messenger RNA, 2278 nt
Organism: Phytophthora nicotianae INRA-310
Lineage: Eukaryota; Oomycota; Peronosporomycetes; Peronosporales; Peronosporaceae
Exons: 4
Coding region: 712-1647 (311 amino acids)
Biological process (GO): magnesium ion homeostasis
Source: RefSeq, a predicted model, not a curated record